GUCAACAGCAACAAGAUCUUUGCUCUGUGUUCACCCCAACUGAUUAUCUCUUUGUCUGUGGACCUCCAACAGCAACAAUGGGUGAUGCUCUCAUGGCCGAGUUUGGGAAGGCUGCUCACUUUCUGAGGAAGUCAGACAAGGAGCGCCUGGAAGCCCAGACCAGGGCUUUUGACAUCAAGACUGAGUGCUUUGUGGUUGAUGACAAAGUGGAAUAUGUCAAGGGGCAGAUCCAAAGCAAAGAGGGGGGAAAGGUGAUCGUAAAGAGGGAGGACCAGACUAUCGUGACCGUCAAGGAGGUGGACGUCCAUCCCCAGAACCCGCCAAAAUACGAUAAAAUCGAAGACAUGGCCAUGUUCACCUUCCUCCAUGAGCCAGCUGUUCUGUUUAACCUCAAAGAGCGUUACGCAGCCUGGAUGAUCUACACCUACUCAGGGCUGUUCUGUGUGACAGUGAACCCAUACAAGUGGCUUCCUGUCUAUGACUCUGAGGUGGUGUCUGCCUACAGGGGGAAGAAGAGGACUGAAGCCCCCCCUCACAUCUUCUCCAUCUCAGAUAACGCCUACCAGUAUAUGCUUACUGAUCGGGAGAACCAGUCUGUUCUUAUCACCGGAGAAUCCGGUGCUGGAAAGACUGUCAACACCAAGAGAGUCAUCCAGUACUUUGCCAGCAUUGCAGCAGUUAGUGGCGUUAAGAGGGAUCCAAGCAAGGGCACCCUGGAAGAUCAAAUCAUCCAGGCUAACCCUGCACUGGAGGCUUUCGGUAAUGCCAAAACACUGAGAAAUGACAACUCAUCACGUUUCGGCAAAUUCAUCCGUAUUCACUUUGGGACCAGUGGGAAACUGUCCUCUGCCGACGUAGAGACUUACCUUCUUGAGAAGUCCCGUAUCACCUUUCAGCUCAAAGCUGAGAGGAACUACCAUAUUUUCUUCCAGAUAUUGUCCAAUCAAAAGCCAGAGCUCUUGGACUUGCUGUUAAUCACCAACAAUCCAUAUGACUACUCCUACAUCUCCCAAGGAGAAGUAACAGUAGCAUCCAUCAAUGAUUCUGAGGAACUGAUGGCCACUGAUAGUGCCUUCGAUGUGCUCGGCUUUACUGCAGAGGAAAAACAGGGGGUCUACAAGUUGACAGGUGCCAUAAUGCACUACGGCAACAUGAGGUUCAAACAAAAGCAGCGGGAGGAGCAGGCAGAGCCUGACGGUACAGAGGCUGCUGACAAGUCAGCUUACCUAAUGGGGAUCAACUCUGCAGAUCUGAUUAAAGGACUUUGUCAUCCCAGAGUCAAGGUUGGCAAUGAGUAUGUCACCAAAGGUCAAGGUGUAGAUCAGGUCUACUAUUCCCUCGGUGCAUUGGCUAAGUCAGUGUAUGAAAAGAUGUUCAACUGGAUGGUGGUGAGAAUCAACCACUCCCUUGACACAAAACAGGCACGCCAGCAUUUCAUAGGCGUACUGGACAUUGCUGGAUUUGAGAUCUUUGAUUUCAACACCUUUGAACAGCUCUGCAUCAACUUCACAAAUGAGAGACUGCAACAGUUUUUCAAUCAUCACAUGUUUGUGCUCGAGCAAGAGGAGUACAAAAAGGAGGGCAUUGACUGGGAGUUCAUCGACUUUGGGAUGGACUUGCAAGCUUGCAUUGACCUCAUUGAAAAGCCACUUGGGAUCAUGUCAAUUCUAGAGGAAGAGUGCAUGUUCCCCAAGGCCAGUGACCAGACCUUUAAGGCUAAGCUAUAUGACAACCAUUUGGGCAAGAAUAGAAUGUUUCAGAAGCCAAUUCCAGGUAAGGGCAAGGCAGAGGCACACUUUGCCCUGCUCCACUAUGCUGGCACUGUUGAUUACAAUAUUUCUGGCUGGCUGGUGAAGAACAAAGAUCCAUUGAAUGAAACAGUGUGUGGUCUUUAUGCAAAAUCCUCCCUCAAGCUGUUGAGUCAUCUUUUCGUCAUCAUAGCAACGGAGGGAGGUGACAAAGCUGGUGGAAAAGGAGGCAAAAAGAAAGGGUCUGCUUUCCAGACUGUAUCUGCACUUCACAGGGAAAACCUAAACAAGCUGAUGAGCACCCUGAAAACCACCCAUCCCCACUUUGUCCGCUGCUUGAUCCCAAAUGAGAGCAAAACGCCAGGGACCAUGGACAACUGCCUUGUGAUGCACCAGCUUCGCUGUAACGGUGUGCUGGAGGGCAUUCGAAUCUGCAGAAAGGGCUUCCCAAACAGAGUCCUCUAUGGCGACUUCAAACAGAGAUAUAGAAUCCUGAAUGCAUCCGUCAUUCCUGAGGGCCAGUUUAUUGACUCCAAGAAAGCCGCUGAAAAGCUGCUGGGAUCAUUGGACAUUGACCACACUCAGUACCGGUUUGGCAACACCAAGGUCUUCUUCAAAGCAGGCUUGCUGGGUACGUUGGAGGAGAUGCGAGAUGAACAACUCUCCCGCAUCAUUACAAUGAUCCAGGCCAACGCAAGAGCCAUACUCAUGAGGGCAGAGUACCAGAAGCUUGUGGAACGCAGGGAUGCUCUAAUGGUCAUCCAGUGGAACCUUCGCGCCUUCUUAGGGGUUAAGAACUGGCCCUGGAUGAAGAUGUUCUUCAAAAUCAAGCCACUGCUGAAGAGUGCUGAGUCUGACAAGGAGAUGGCAAACAUAAAGGACGAGUUCACUAAGCUCAAAGAGGCCUUUGAGAAAUCAGAAGCAAGACGGAAGGAGCUCGAGGAGAAAGUGGUGAGUAUUCUCCAAGAGAAGAACGACCUGCUCCUACAAUGCCAGUCUGAGCAGGACACACUAACAGAUGCUGAAGAGCGCUGUGAGCAGCUCAUAAAAAGUAAGAUCCAAAUGGAAGCAAAAGUGAAAGAACUGACAGAACGUAUGGAGGAUGAAGAGGAGAUGAAUGCAGAUCUCACAGCAAAGAAACGCAAGCUGGAGGAUGAAUGCUCUGAGUUGAAGAAAGAUAUAGAUGACCUUGAGCUGACAUUAGCCAAGGUUGAGAAAGAGAAACAUGCCACAGAGAACAAGGUGAAGAACCUCACAGAGGAGAUGGCUUCCCAGGAUGAAAACAUUAUGAAGCUGACCAAAGAGAAGAAGGCACUGCAGGAGGCUCAUCAGCAGACACUCGAUGACCUACAGAGUGAGGAGGACAAAGCCAACACCUUGACCAAAGCUAAAGCUAAGCUGGAGCAACAGGUGGAUGACCUUGAGGGCUCCCUGGAACACGAAAAGAAAGUCAGAAUGGAGCUUGAGCGCUCCAAGAGAAAGCUUGAAGGAGACCUAAAACUGAACCAAGAGAAUUUGAUGGAUUUGGAGAAUGACAAACAACAGCUAGAUGAGAAACUCAAGAAGAAAGACUUUGAGAUGAGCAGCCUGACUGUAAAGAUUGAGGAUGAGCAGGUGGCUGGAGUUCAGCUCCAGAAGAAACUGAAGGAAAGCCAGGCACGAAUCGAAGAGCUUGAAGAGGAGUUGGACGCUGAGCGAGCAGCCCGAGCCAAAGUGGAGAAGCAGCGAUCUGAUCUCUCCCGCGAACUAGAGGACAUAAGUGAGCGUUUGGAGGAAGCAGGAGGGGCCACAUCUGCCCAGGUGGAGCUCAACAAGAAGAGGGAGAACGAAUUUCUGAAACUUCGCAGGGACCUGGAGGAAUCCACGCUUCAACAUGAGGCUACUGCUGCAUCCUUGAGGAAGAAGCAUGCGGACAGUGUGGCCGAACUGGGUGAGCAAAUCGACAACCUCCAGCGUGUCAAGCAGAAGCUAGAGAAAGAGAAGAGUGAGCUGAAGCUGGAGCUAGAUGACCUGUCCUCAAAUAUGGAGAGUGUGGUGAAGGCCAAAUCCAACAUGGAGAAGAUGUGCCGAUCAAUGGAAGACAAUAUGAAUGAGAACAAGACCAAGUAUGAGGAGGCCCAGAGGUCCCUCAAUGACUUCUCCUCACAGAGGGCCAGGCUGCUCACUGAAAAUGGAGAGUUGGGACGUCAGUUGGAGGAGAAAGAGUGCCUGAUUUCACAACUCACCAGGGGCAAGAGCUCCUACACCCAGCAGGUGGAGGAUAUGCGCAGGCAGCUCGAGGAGGAGGUCAAGGCAAAGAAUUCACUGGCCCAUGCCGUGCAGUCUUCCCGUCAUGACUGUGACCUGCUCAGAGAACAGUUUGAGGAGGAGCAGGAGGCCAAGGCAGAGCUGCAGAGGGCACUAUCCAAGGCCAACACUGAAGUGUCCACAUGGAGGGCAAGGUAUGAGACUGAUGGAAUCCAGAAAACUGAGGAGCUGGAGGAAGCUAAAAAGAAGUUAGUCCAAAGACUGCAAGAAGCAGAGGAGGCUGUGGAGGCUGUGAACGCAAAGUGUUCCUCUCUCGAAAAGACCAAGAGUCGCCUACAAAAUGAAAUUGAGGACCUGAUGUUGGAUCUUGAAAGAUCUAAUGCAGCAUCUGCAGCUCUGGACAAGAAGCAGAGAACCUUUGACAAAGUCAUGGCUGAGUGGAAGCAGAAGUAUGAGGAGUCACAGUGUGAGCUCGAGGGUUCCCAGAAGGAGGCUCGGUCUCUCAGCACUGAGCUCUUCAAAUUGAAGAAUGCCUAUGAGGAGUCCUUGGAUCACCUGGAGACCAUUCAAAGGGAGAACAAGAACCUGCAGGAGGAGAUCUCUGACCUUACUGGUCAACUUGGUGAGGGAGGGAAAAGCGCCCAUGAAUUGGAGAAACUUCGGAAGCAGCUGGAGCAAGAGAAAGCAGAGCUCCAGUCAGCACUUGAGGAGGCAGAAGGUUCCCUGGAGCACGAAGAGGGCAAAAUCCUUCGGGCACAGCUGGAGUUCAACCAGGUGAAGGCGGAUAUUGAGCGCAAGCUGGCCGAGAAAGAUGAGGAAAUGGAACAGGUCAAGAGGAAUUACCAGCGCAUGGUGGAGUCACUGCAGACCUCCCUCGAGUCUGAGACCAGGAGCCGCAACGAGGCCCUGAGAGUCAAGAAGAAGAUGGAGGGCGACCUCAACGAGAUGGAGAUCCAGCUUAGCCAAGCCAACAGACAGGCGGCUGAUGCCCAAAAGCAGCUUAAGAUUAGCCAGUCAUAUCUGAAGGAUACCCAGCUGCAGCUGGAUGACUCUACACACGGGAAUGAAGACCUGAAGGAGAACAUUGCUCUCUUGGAGCGCAGGAACAAUCUGUUCCAAGCAGAGCUGGAGGAACUUCGGGGUGUUCUUGAGCAGACAGAGCGUUGCCGCAAGCUGGCCGAACAGGAGCUCACUGAAGCCACAGAGCGCAUGCAGCUCCUGCACUCUCAAAACACAGGCCUUAUCAACCAGAAGAAGAAACAAGAGGCUGAUCUUCUCCAACUGCAGACCGAGGUGGAGGAAGCUGUACAGGAAAACCGCAAUGCUGAAGACAAGGCCAAGAAGGCCAUCACCGAUGCAGCCAUGAUGGCCGAGGAGCUGAAGAAGGAGCAAGACACUAGCGCCCACCUGGAGCGUAUGAAGAAGAAUAUGGAGCAGACCAUUAAGGACCUGCAGCACCGUUUGGAUGAGGCAGAACAAAUCGCAAUGAAGGGUGGGAAGAAGCAGCUCCAAAAGCUGGAGUUACGCAUCAAGGAGUUGGAGAGCGAGCUGGAGGCGGAGCAGAAGAGGGGCACAGAGUCAAUCAAGGGGGUGCGCAAGUACGAGCGGCGCAUCAAGGAGCUCACCUACCAGACGACGGAGGAUCGCAAGAACAUGGCUCGCAUCCAGGACCUGGUGGACAAGCUGCAGCUGAAGGUGAAGUCCUACAAGCGCGCCUCCGAGGAGGCAGAGGAACAGACCAAUGCCAACCUGGCCAAGUUCCGCAAGCUGCAGCAUGAGCUGGAGGAGGCUGAAGAGCGAGCAGACAUCGCCGAGUCCCAGGUGAACAAACUCCGGGCCAAGACCCGGGACGGGUCCGGCAAGAAGGGCUUGGAUGAGUGAGGAGGUCCCAAAAGAGCAAUGUCACAGGACACCUUCAUCGGAGUUCCUGCUGUGUAUUUGAUCUGCUCUCACCAGCAGUGCAAUCCUCCCUCUUCGGCACGAGUGAAGUGAGUUUGGAAAAUAUGCAUUAUAGAAAUUAUUUUCAGAUGCAAACCUUAUAUGUCUAAACUCAGAAUCAAAUAGGCUUCCCAAAAAUGAUAUGAUCACUGUGAUAAAACGUUUAAGUUGAUAUGGUAUUUUCUGCAUUUUUCAAAGCCUCAUCAGGUAGGUAACAGCUGUCCAUGUUAACCGGAUUAUAAGGGAAAUCGAUCUUCUUGCAAAGCAUGUGAAUGUUUUAAUCAAGCUAUUAUAGUAAUGAGAGCAAUCACAAUAAUCAUAUUAUUGAAUGCAUGUACCUAAUUAUUUAAGAGGAAUAGGCUUCAUUGGUUUAAGAAUACACACCUAAUUAUUUAAAGAGGAAUAGGCUUCAUUGGUUUAAGAAUAC
Molecule: messenger RNA, 6360 nt
Organism: Oncorhynchus nerka (sockeye salmon)
Lineage: Eukaryota; Metazoa; Chordata; Actinopteri; Salmoniformes; Salmonidae
Gene: myh6
Product: myosin, heavy chain 6, cardiac muscle, alpha
Exons: 2
Coding region: 78-5876 (1932 amino acids)
Cellular component (GO): myosin filament; cytoplasm; myosin II complex
Molecular function (GO): actin filament binding; ATP binding; microfilament motor activity
Source: RefSeq, a predicted model, not a curated record